Molecule: messenger RNA, 2559 nt
Organism: Vicia villosa (hairy vetch)
Lineage: Eukaryota; Viridiplantae; Streptophyta; Magnoliopsida; Fabales; Fabaceae
Exons: 6
Coding region: 1-2559 (852 amino acids)
Biological process (GO): telomere maintenance; DNA repair
Molecular function (GO): DNA helicase activity
Source: RefSeq, a predicted model, not a curated record
AUGGAAUGGUGCAAUCAAAACACUUCUAUCAAAUACCUUUUCAAAUAUAUUAAUAAAGGGUCCGAUAGAAUUUCAGCAAUCAUACAAGGCCAAGACAAAAACAACGUUGAGGAGAUCAAACAAUAUUUGGAUUGUCGAUACAUCUCCCCAAGUGAAGCAUGUUGGCGGAUAUUUUCUUAUUCUAUACAUGGCAGGAAACCAGCUGUAGAAAGAUUGUUUUUUCACAUGGAAGGUGAAAACUCCGUGUACUACAAAGACUACGAGCAGGUUGGUGAUGUGUUGCUCAAACCAAGUGUAACGGAGUCCAUGUUUACGGCUUGGUUUGAAGCAAACAAAACUUAUGAGGAAGCAAGAUUACUAACUUAUGGUGACUUUGUUUCUAAAUUUGUUUAUCACAAACGAAGUCGAAGUUGGAAACCAAGAAAGCGAGGGUAUACCAUUGGGAGACUGAUUUGGGUUCCGCAAUCCACUGGCGAGUUGUUUUAUUUAAGGAUGAUGCUUACCGUCAAGAAAGGUCCGUUAUGCUAUACAGACAUCAAAACGGUUGAUGGUAAGAAGUGCAAAACUUUUAGAGAUGCGUGCUUUGCGAUGGGGUUUUUACAAGAUGAUCGUGAAUUUGUCGAGGCAAUCAAAGAGGCGCAUCUUUGGGGGUCGGGUCCUUUUUUACGCAAACUAUUUGUGACAAUGUUGCUUUCGGCAUCCAUGAAUAGACCUGAACAUGUUUGGAGAAAGACUUGGAGAUAUUUAUCGGAUGGCAUUCUUUAUAAUCAACGGUUAUUCGCAAGAGAUCAAGGUUUGACCAUGAGCGAUGCCGAGCUAAAGGAACGAACACUAAUGGCUAUUGAAAUACUAUUGCAAAAUAAUAACCGUAGUUUGAAGGACUUCAAACCAUUGCCAGUUCCAAAAGAGGAUGUCGUUUUCUUUACCGGAAAUAGAUUACUUUAUGAUGAACGUCAAUAUGAUGUUGUUGAACAACAACAAAUUUUUGAACAUUCGUCUGCUUCUUUUACAGAUGAACAAAGAGGAAUUUUCGAGGAAAUCAUGGAUGCUGUUGAGAAGCAGCAAGGUGGUGUUUUUUUUCUGUAUGGCUACGGUGGGACUGGUAAGACCUUUAUGUGGAAAACUUUAGCAGCAGCACUUAGGUCUAAGAAAAAAAUUGUGUUGCCUGUUGCUUCAAGUGGGAUUGCAAGUUUGUUGUUACCAGGUGGAAGGACAGCUCAUUCUAGAUUUAAGAUUUCGGUUCCUACUUUAGAAAAUUCUAUUUGCAACAUUGAAAAACAAGAUGAUCUUGCUGAGCUUCUAAAGAUGACAGAUUUAAUUAUAUGGGAUGAGGCUCCUAUGGCUAAUAAAUUUUGCUUUGAAUCUCUCGACAAAUCCUUGAGAGAUAUUAUGAGUGGAAUCCCACAUGCAUCUAGGAAAGUUUUUGGUGGUAAGGUUGUUGUGUUUGGUGGUGACUUCAGACAAAUUCUCCCAGUUAUACCAAGAGGAACUAGAUCAGACAUUAUCCAUGCAACAUUAAAUGCUUCUUAUAUUUGGGAUCAUUGUAAGGUCUUGAGGCUUACAAAGAACAUGCGCUUGCAAACUGGUGAUAAUGCUUCUUCUACAGCUGAUGACAUAAGGAGCUUUUCUGAGUGGAUUUUAAAAAUUGGAGAUGGGACCAUGUGUGAGCCAAAUGAUGGUUAUGCUGAUAUUUGUAUUCCAGAUGAGUUCUUAAUUUCUAACUUUUCUGAUCCCAUCAAGGAAAUUGUUGAAGAUACAUACCCUGAUCUCAUUCAUAAUUAUCUUGAUUCCAAUUUUCUACAAAGUCGUGCAAUCUUAGCUUCAACAAUUGAAGUUGUUGAUGAUAUCAACCAAUAUAUCACAAAUCUGCUUCCAGGAGAAGAAAAAGAAUACUUUAGUAGUGAUUCUAUUGAUAAAUCUGAUGCAACUAGCUUUGAUGCAUAUGAGCAUGUGACACCUGAAUUCCUAAAUGCUCUCAAAACUUCGGGAUUGCCUAACCAUUCAAUCAAGUUGAAAGUUGGUGCCACUAUUAUGUUAAUGCGCAAUCUAGAUCAGUCUGAAGGAUUGUGCAAUGGUACAAGGUUAACUGUAACCAGGCUUGCUAAUCAUGUUAUUGAAGCUAAGAUCAUUUCUGGAAAAAAUAUUGGUAACUUAUUUUAUAUUCCUAGAAUGUCUCUAUCCCCCUCACAAUCCCCAUGGCCCUUUAAAUUGGUAAGACGCCAGUUUCCAAUUAUUGUUUCCUUUGCCAUGACUAUUAACAAAUCUCAAGGGCAAUCACUUGAUAAUGUUGGUUUGUAUUUGCCUAAAGAAGUUUUUAGUCAUGGGCAACUAUAUGUGGCUAUCUCAAGAGUCAAAUCAAAAAAGGGUUUAAGGAUUCUUAUUCAUGACAAAGAUAAACAACCUAUGAGCUCUACCACUAAUGUUGUACAAACAUUCACUUCAUUUUUGAGAUUCAGGCUGCAGGCAAUGUUGUAUUCAAACAAUUGUUCCGUAACAUUUGAGAGGAAUUUGGCAUAUCUUAAAAAUAUUACCCGUGCGGCAGCACGGGUUUGUUACUAG